AUGACGACGGAGGCUCAAGCAGGUAACGCGCGGCCGAGAACACCAACUGCGGAUGCGCAGGCCAAAAUCGAACAAGGUUCUCUCCAGCCGCAGACAAGCGAAGACGAUUUCGAAAUGCCUAAUUUUGGAGCUACCUUCUAUCCAGGGGGUAUGGACGACUAUUACAUGCCCGAGGUCCUAGCCCCAUCACCACAAAGGGUAAUGCCAGAAGUUCCCGAGAACAUGCAGCAAGGCCUCCAACGCAUGGAACUAGAAGCUCGAUCAGUAGACCCGAGAAAUUCAUCGUCGCAAGCACCCGGAUCCGGUCCGCGACAUUCUCGCGAACCGUCCUUGUCCAACGUGCUGAACACCAAAGGUAAUAACUUUGGGCAGCAAUACCAAGGAGGCACCGAUUAUAGUCCCGCAUCAAAUUACAGUCCAUUCCAAGAAACUCAGGACCGCGCUCCCCAGUUCGAGAGCGACCUUCGAGAUAUGCGCGAAUUACCUUCUUUUUCGCCUUUCCCCAAGGUCCAAGGGGAGCACAUCCCUCCUAGCGAUGAAGAGAAAGAGGCGGUAUUAGCCGAGAGCCGCCACCAUGUCCUCCAUUCCAACGAUCCUAACAUGCAGAUUUGCUGGGCCCGCGACGUCCUAUCCUAUGUCGAGAUAGCUGCCGAAGCUGCCCUUCGGGAAGAGGAGGCUACGCGCAACCCCAACGAUCGAGAGCUACCAAUACGGACGGCAACGCCUAAGAUUGAGCACGAGCUGCGGAUCGACGCUAUUAACAUAAUUAGCUAUCUUGCAGACCAGGGACACCCUGAGGCUUUAUUCAUCAAGGGCAAGUGGCUAGAAUUCGGCAAGUUUGGUAAACGACAAGACAAGAAGGAGGCGUACGCUUGCUACUCAGCCGCCGCAAAGUCAGGAUGGGGCCGCGCCGACUAUCGAAUCGGUAUGCUAUAUGAAAACUCAAAUGAUAUGGAUAAAGCUCUGCAGCAUUAUCAAUUUGGCCUAUCUACGAAUGAUUCCGCAGCUUCUUACCGACUAGGCAUGAUCAACCUCUUAGGUCAACGGGGCCAACCCAAAGACAUCCCAAGGGGCUUAGAUAUGAUACAUAUCGCCGCUGAUACGGCUGAUGAAGAUGCACCUCAAGGUGCCUUUGUGUACGGCAUGCUCAUCGCGAGAGAUCUUCCGGACGUCGCCAUCCCCGAAGGUGCUCUACAGUACGACGUUAGUAUUGCACGACAAUAUAUCGAAAAGGCUGCCUAUCUCGGUUUUGCUAAGGCCCAGCUGAAGAUGGGACAGGCUUACGAAUUAUGUCAACUUGGCUGCGAUUUCAAUCCGGCUCUAUCGCUACAUUAUUAUGGCCUAGCCGCUAGACAGGGCCAACCUGAAGCGUGUCUAGGUGUUAGCAGAUGGUUCUUGUUUGGCUACGAAGGGACAUUUGCGAAGAACGAAGGGCUCGCGUUCAAGUACGCUCAGCUAGCCGCUAAGGCAAAGCUACCAACUGGAGAGUUUGCCAUAGGCUAUUACUACGAAAUCGGAAUAUCGGUUGAAAAAGAUUUACGAGAAGCCCGAAGGUGGUACGAGUUGGCGGCAGAUCAUGGUAACAAGGACGCCGUGGACCGAUUAGAGAGUCUAUCACAAUCUAAGACGUUGUCGAAGAAGGACCACGAGACGACGGCGCUAACGCGCAUCAAGUCGAAACAUGGCUCGCAGAGGGGUCAAAGGCCCGAGCGAUUCAAGCAACCGCAGAACCAUAUGCCGGCGCUAUCGGAAGACCAAAAUUCGCCCAGGGUAUCACCGCACCCCUCCCCCAGAGUACAGAAUUUCGACCACACAGAUAUGCCCGACCCAUCCCGACUCGCUAUUAGCGGUGGUAACCGACCUCCUGCUUUUACCGUCAACCUCCCGGACCGACCGGCAUCGGCAACUCCGUAUCCAGAAGACGACAGGCCGCCAGCCUUAUCCCUACGACCCAAGUCUGCUGCUGUACCUUACCCCGAAGACGAUAUGGGUGGAAAGCCGCAACUUGCUCCUCACUAUAACCCAGGCAUUCGGUCGUCAAACGGGCCUAUUGCGGAUCGGCCAGGAAGUUCCUUUGGCAUUCGUACACAAUCUCCUGGUAACGUUGGUAUGCGUCCGUCCCAUUCAGCAGGCCAGCUGUCUAUCCCUCCAGCUGGUAUGGAUCCUAACCGUGGUCGCCCAGUUUCCGCCGGUUGGGGAUCGCCAGGUCAAGGCGGCUACCCCCAGCCCAGCCCUGGAAGGGACCCGAGAGCUCGCCCUAUCACAGGGCAAUUCGAUCAGCGGCCGCCCCCGGCUGGAUAUGACCCGCGACUUGGUCCUGGCCCUGGCCCCGGCCCUGUCAAGAACCCUGGACCCAACCGACUCACGAAACAGGGGCCUCCGCCCGGACAGUACCCGGCUGGCUAUGGUCCGAGGGAGUCAUCCCUGCCGAGCCCCCAUGCUCCUGCUCCCCGGGCCUCUACUGGUCCUUACGACCAUGGCGGUCGGGGUUCAGGCCCUUCAUCUCCAACCAUGAGUGGUGGCCUUGGGCCUCGCAAUAGCUCCAUGCCGAUGCCUGGAGGAUUACCUCAGGGGGGCCCCAGCGGCCAGAGAACACCAAGCGGCGGGCGAGGAAGCGGUGCACCGUUGAAAGACCGUCCUAGUCAGCUAGACUACGGUCGCUCAAGCGCUCCGCCCCAACAGGCUCAGGCUAGACCGCCAGUAUCAAGCCCGCCGCCAACAUCCGGUACUCCUACCUCCGUAGCGUCCGCGCCAGCGCCCAAACCCACAUCUAAGCCUAGUCAAGGGCCUGCUACUUUCGAGGCGAUGGGUAUUCCUCAGGGAAAGCAGAGCGACGACUGCGUUGUCAUGUAA
Daldinia loculata is the source of this 2853-nucleotide messenger RNA. RefSeq lists its product as uncharacterized. Gene Ontology annotation, molecular function: protein binding. The record is from RefSeq and is a predicted model, not a curated record. Lineage: Eukaryota; Fungi; Ascomycota; Sordariomycetes; Xylariales; Hypoxylaceae. The coding region runs from base 1 to 2853 and encodes 950 amino acids. The transcript is spliced from 4 exons.